This is a messenger RNA of Chenopodium quinoa (quinoa), 975 nucleotides long. RefSeq lists its product as uncharacterized. The transcript has a single exon. The record is from RefSeq and is a predicted model, not a curated record. Lineage: Eukaryota; Viridiplantae; Streptophyta; Magnoliopsida; Caryophyllales; Amaranthaceae. The coding region runs from base 1 to 975 and encodes 324 amino acids.
AUGGAGAUCAAAAACAAGUUCGAGUUUAAGAAGCCUCAAUCCUUGAGAGGGCCGGCCCAAUACCUAAACAAGAACAAGUACUAUCAUUACCACAAAGACGUCGGGCAUGACACAAACGACUGCAACCAUUUGAAGAUAUUAUUGGAUAAGUUGGCCGAGAAGGGCAUUCUCAACUCGUACGUUCUAAAGUCCAAGUUCACCUACUCUCGGACGGACAACAAAUCCGAGAAGAAGAAAAACAAAGAGAAAGAAGGUGAUGGAAAUAACACUGAUUCAGGAUUUGUGGCCAUUAUAUCAGGCGGCUUUGCUGCAGGUGGCCCGACCAUGAAUGAAAUUAAGCAAGAUGCUUGUAAUUUUGAAAAUGUAAUUCACACUGAAGGGGUAAAGGUGGAGCCCUUUCCAGAGGUGACGGUCUGCCUCAAAGCCCCUCACAAUGACCCCAUGGUGUUCAUCUUGAAAGUUGCCAAUUUGAAGGCCGGCCGAGUGUUGAUAGACACAGGUAGCUCGUUCGACAUAAUCAACUUAGCUUGUUUGAAAAACUUGAAGUUUCCAAAGGAUGCCCUUAAGGAUAUUUCCCACCUGUUGGUUGGGUUUGGUGGGAGCAUUAUUCACCCGGUUGGACGGAUAGACUUUCCCGUCCGACUUGGUCCAAAGGGAGAGGGAAGGGAUAUGGUCGUCCACUUCCUAGUUGUUAAGGAACUUACAGGCUAUAAUGUCAUCCUUAACCGCCCCACUUUGACAUUAGCUAAGGCAGUAAUCGCCCCACAUUUAAUGCUGAUGAAGUUUGAGCGGUCUGAUGGGAAGAUAGGUUCCAUUCAAGGAAAUCAAAAGAUGGCAAAGGAAUGCAAUCAGUUAGCCGUGAAGCCAACAGCUCGUGUACGAGGAAACGCGUCCGAGCUAAAUUUCAAAGAAGAGUCACUCCAAACAUACCAGGUCGGCCAGAAGCGCAAGUCAAUUAAGAAAGAGAAAGAAUAG